AACUAUGUGGAUGUUUUCUUGGCCUUGGGCCAACCUGAUGAUUUUAGUUGUUGCUGUGAUAGGCUUAUUGGCCAAGACCACACCAUCGACAAAGUUUACCAAGAAACCUCCUGGAAAAGAUGUCCCAAAGGGUUUUAAGCCAUCCACUCCCCCUCCUACCAAAGAAGAAAAAGUCACAGAAGCAGCUGAGAGGGAGGAGAUGACCACAGAGCCUCCAAUGAUGACCUCCGCCUUCCCUCCAGUGGCCACCAUCUUUCCUUUUGAUAACUUCACUCUGGAUACAGAAGAUUUCUUUUUUAAUUGCUGUGAUUGCUGCUUGCCUGCCCCUGGGCCAAAAGGAGAACCAGGGGAGCCUGGAAGGCCAGGUCCCAAGGGAGAGACUGGUGACUUAGGGAGUCCAGGUCUUCCAGGAAUCAUUGGGCCACCAGGUGCAAAGGGCCACAAAGGUGAAAAGGGAGACAAAGGAGAGCAUGGUGAUCAAGGAGUAAAUGGAGCUCCAGGAUAUCCUGGGAAACCUGGAGAACAAGGUGGACUUGGUCCUAAAGGCGAUAAAGGGAAUAUUGGACAGGCUGGAGUAAAAGGGCAAAAAGGGUCCAAAGGGGACACCUGUGAAAAUGGCACCAAGGGAGAUAAAGGAGAUAGUGGGGACAUGGGGCUACCAGGCUUAAAUGGAGAAACCGGAGCCAAGGGUGAAAAGGGGGAGAUAGGUAAUAAGGGAUUCUGUAGAGAUUCUGGAGAAAGAGGAGGAAAAGGGCAAAAGGGCGAAGCAGGAAUGAAGGGAGAAAAAGGCAGCAAAGGAGAAGUCGGAGGAGAAGGGUCCAGGGGCUUAGAUGGCCAACACGGAAUGCCGGGUGAACCAGGUGUUAAAGGGGAAAAGGGUGAUCUAGGAUCUCCAGGUCUUAUUGGGCCUGCUGGACCAAAGGGAGAUCUUGGAAGCAAAGGGAUCCGAGGGACUGUUGGAAAAAAGGGUUCUCGGGGGCUCAAGGGAGCAAAGGGGGAAUGUGCAAGUGUUAAGAGAUCGGCAUUCAGUGCAGGUCUGUCUAAGCCUUUCCCUGCUCCUAACACGCCUAUCAAGUUUGACAAGAUUCUCUAUAAUGAUCAAGGGGAUUACAACCCAACCAGUGGGAAAUUCAACUGUAGCGUCCCAGGAGUUUAUGUCUUUGCUUAUCAUUUCACUGUGAGAGGCAGGCCUGCUCGGAUCAGUCUCGUAGCACAAAACAAGAAGCAGGUCAAGUCUCGGGAAACACUUUACGGCCAAGAAAUCGAUCAGGCAUCUUUCCUAACCCUUCUCAAGCUAAAUGCGGGAGACCAAGUCUGGCUGGAAGUUGGACGAGAUGGGAAUGGCGUGUAUGUCAGUAGUGAGGAUGACAGUGUUUUUACAGGGUUCCUAUUGUACCCAGAAGACAUCACUGCUUUUUCACCAUAGAUAUGCUUUCAACAAUAUCAAUAUAAAAUGAAUUUAGUGAUAAAGCAAGGCUACAUGGAUUCACAAUAUUUUUAUAAGACUGUAUUUAUGAGAUGUGUAAGAAAUAGGUUGAUGCUGAAUAAAUCUCUCCUAGGCCUUUCUAAAUAUGUGUAAUUUCUUUCUAUGUACCCAGGAGCAGUGAACACUCAUAUCUAGGGGGAGAAAUGUAUUUGAAAGAGGCUUCUGAGUCUUACCGCUGGAAAGAUUUGCCAUAUAAUUAAACAUAAAAAAGUGAAAUGUAAUGUCACAUUAGUUUAAUUUGGAGAGCAAUUAACUAGCUAUGAUUGCCAGGACUAGCUAAACCAUCUCUGAAAAAAUUUUUAAUGGUGCUUAAUGGUUGUGGAAGUGCUCGCUUGAGCAAACAUGUAUUAUCUGGCUUCCUUUUGGGAAGAAAUGUGAACUAAAAUUUCCUAGAUUGGGCUCAAUCACAGCAAAAAUUUAUGCAUUUAUUAAGCUGUCACAUUAAAAAAUAAAUUUCCAUGAAAGAAGCAAGAGUAAAAUAAAGAGAA
Messenger RNA from Antechinus flavipes (yellow-footed antechinus), 1974 nucleotides. It is a transcript of the gene OTOL1, whose product is annotated as otolin 1. NCBI's taxonomy places the organism in Eukaryota, Metazoa, Chordata, Mammalia, Dasyuromorphia, Dasyuridae. The record is from RefSeq and is a predicted model, not a curated record. The coding region runs from base 5 to 1426 and encodes 473 amino acids. Gene Ontology annotation, molecular function: protein binding. The transcript is spliced from 4 exons.